AAAAAACGAACAAAGGAAAAGAAAAGAAAGAAGCUGAAGAAGAAGAAGAAGAAGAAGAAGUUGAUUACGACAAGGAGGUGGUCAGCCUAAUAUUGAUUAUGCUGUGCAUGACAUUCCUUUUUGCCAACUCUUCAUCUACUUUGCAUUGGAAAUUAUUUGAGCACUGUGUGAAUCUAGACACACUUUCAAGCUAUUCGUGGGCAAGAGCUGUUUCAGCCUACAUGAAUGAAUCCUUGACCACAAAAGCAAAAGCAAAAGCAAAGAAGGGAGGAGAAGCCUCUAUAGGAGCUGUUUCGGGUUGCACUAUCCUAAUAUUGUUUCUACUGUGUGAGAGGACAAACAUCAUACAACCAAUCCUUGGCAAGGAGAAAGAAACUCCUGCCAUUCUUAAAUGGAGUCUUGUGGAACUCCACACAAGAUUCAACCAAAUAAAGGACUUGAAUGACAUCGAGGGUAUUUUCAAAACUCCUAAAAAGCGAAAAACUACCAGGGAAGAGGAAGACACUGUUGAGAAGGGUAUUUUGAAAACAUAUAAAAAGAGAAAAACUACCGGAGAAGAGGGAGACCCUCUUGACAAGGCAUAA
Messenger RNA from Prunus dulcis (almond), 584 nucleotides. RefSeq lists its product as uncharacterized. The coding region runs from base 99 to 584 and encodes 161 amino acids. The transcript has 4 exons. The record is from RefSeq and is a predicted model, not a curated record. Lineage: Eukaryota; Viridiplantae; Streptophyta; Magnoliopsida; Rosales; Rosaceae.